This is a messenger RNA of Capsella rubella, 1423 nucleotides long. RefSeq names its product cytochrome b561 and DOMON domain-containing protein At5g35735. The transcript has 2 exons. Bases 70 to 1260 code for a protein of 396 amino acids. The record is from RefSeq and is a predicted model, not a curated record. NCBI's taxonomy places the organism in Eukaryota, Viridiplantae, Streptophyta, Magnoliopsida, Brassicales, Brassicaceae.
UCUUUAAAACAUAACCCAUACCUCUCAAAUCUCACCCCAACAACAUUUCAAGACAGAACACACAAAGACAUGGAACCAAAGAUAACUCUGUUCGCCGUGUUGGCAACACUUCUUGUCUUAACCGUGAAUGGUCAGUCAGGUUGUAACACCCACAGGUUCGAAAACAACUUAGCCUUCACAACUUGCUCUCCUCUCCAAGCCUUAGGCUCUUUCCUCCACUGGACUUACAACGAAGCAAACGGCACCGUUUCGAUCGCCUUUCGUCACCCUGGAACGACCACUUCUUCUUGGAUUGCUUGGGGACUUAACCCAAGUGGGACACAAAUGGUUGGGACACAAGCUCUUGUUGCUUUCACCAAUUCAAGUGGCCAGUUCCAAGCCUAUACCUCUUCUGUGAAUUCUUACACUACGCAGCUCGAACGCGGAAGCCUUAGCUUCCGUGUGAGCCGCGUCUCGGCUACUCUAGUUAAUGGCGAGGCGACCAUAUUCGCAACUCUUGAGUUGCCGGCGAAUCUGAUCACGGCUAAUCAGCUUUGGCAGGUUGGUCCUGUUACUAAUGGUGUUCCUAUGAUUCAUUCAAGGUCAGGGGACAAUAUGAGAUCUAUGGGUAGGAUUGAUUUCAGGACUGGUCAGUCAACGGCUGGUGGUGGUUCUGGUGAUAGGCUAACCAAGAGAAAUACUCAUGGAAUACUAAACGCGGUGAGCUGGGGAGUACUAAUGCCAUUAGGAGCAAUGAUGGCUCGGUACAUGAAAGUCUUCGCCGAUCCAACAUGGUUCUAUCUCCAUAUAGCCUUCCAAGUCUCCGGUUACGCCAUCGGUGUAGCCGGUUGGGCUACCGGAAUAAAGCUAGGCAAUGACUCACCAGGCACAUCUUACUCAACACAUCGUAACCUUGGAAUAGCACUCUUCACAUUUGCAACACUUCAAGUAUUUGCUCUCCUUCUAAGGCCAAAGCCUGACCACAAAUUUCGAAGAUAUUGGAACGUGUACCAUCACAGCGUUGGAUACACUACCAUCAUACUCUCCAUUAUCAAUAUUUUCAAAGGACUAGACAUUUUGGACCCGGCUGAUAAGUGGCGUUGGGCUUAUAUUGGAAUCUUGAUCUUUCUUGGUGCUUGUGUUCUUAUUCUUGAGCCACUUACUUGGUUUAUCGUUCUUCGUCGUAAGAACCGUGGAGGUAACACGGUUGCUGCACCGACUUCGAACAAGUAUUCCAAUGGUACUACUACUAGUACCGGACCACAUCACCAAGACGCCUAGUUUCACUUAUUGUUUCUAUACUUGUUUUGGUUUGUUAUACUUCUACGCAGUUUUGGAUUCUUUUUUCAUUUGAUAUCUUGUAGGCUCUUGUAUGUAUGUAUUUAUGCGAUUUUAUUCAUUGUGUUAUAGAUAUAUUAAUCUAUGGAGUUAUUAAUCUUUUAUA